CGCCGCGCCAUCACGCCUCGCCGUCGAGCUCAUCCCGCCGCCGCCCAGCUGCGCCCAGCUCACCGCUAGUCACUGCUGUUGUCGCCAACAAUGGAGGAGAGAGAAAGAGGCGAAUGCGAGGAGAGAGGGAAGGAGCUCGUGAAGGAGCUGUCGCCGUCGAAGCUGGGUUUGUCGUCGUCUUCGCGGGUUCUGGUCGUCAUCGUCGUCUCUGCCGUGAAGCCCGUCGCCGCCGUCCUUCUCGCCAUGAAGCCAGCGCCGCCAUCGUCAUCAUCAUGGAUUGCUGCUGCACGUGACGCCGCCGUCGCCGCCUCGGAGUCCAUCGCCGUCAAGCAGAACGACGGGCAGAGAGAGGAUCCCCAGGUGAGAGAGAGAGAAACCAGGGAGGACCGCGACCUGUCUAGCCGCCGUGCCCAGUCGCCGCUCGCGUUGCCGGCGCCGUCUCCGUCUGAACCGUCGCCAGAUCCGCCGCUGCUGAAGCUUCUGGCCGCGCCUCUGUGUCGCCGGAGCUCCACGCCGCCGCCACUGCCACCAAAAACCACCACUGAGGCCUAAGUCUGUUUGGGAUCGAGUUACGGGUCUUGAUUGCUGAGUUCUAUGGCUGCUUCAUACAGCAUCAAGGUGUUGCGUCGUCAUCGGGGCUGCUGUUGCUCCGUUUUCUCGAUCAUUCGUAAGCCCAGUAAGUCGUUCCUUGUUCCAAACUCUUUUAGCUGAUGUUCUGUUAUAGAUUAUUGAGUUUUACGCGACAUUAAUGUUUUAGGAUUGAGCUAAGGCUGUGUUUAGAGGCUGUGGUUGCUGCUGGAACGGUCGGUAUUGAUGCUGUUGUUGUGGGAUAAGAAUAGAAAUGCAGUUUGUCGCGUAGUUGAAUCACGAAUGAGGAACCGGAUGAAGAAGCGUUAAGAAGAGUUAUAUUGCGUUUGGUUGAUAUGUUGUUGUAUUAAUUAGA
Molecule: messenger RNA, 943 nt
Organism: Arachis ipaensis
Lineage: Eukaryota; Viridiplantae; Streptophyta; Magnoliopsida; Fabales; Fabaceae
Source: RefSeq, a predicted model, not a curated record